AUGACGAUAUCCAAGCAUGUAAACAAAGAUCCAAAAUUUCUGAGCUCAAGGAAUCCUUAUCUCAAGUUCUAUCCAGAUAUUACCCCUUUGCAGGUACGUUCAGAGAUCAGCUUUCUAUUGAGUGCAACGAUCAAGUGGGAAGUUAUGACUCCAGGUGGAAGUAUAGUAGCCAUCCAGAUUAAUUGUUUUGCAUGCGGAGGAAUGGCAAUUAGUGUAUGUAUGUGUCACAAAGUUGUUGACGCUGCUACCCUUUUCAACUUUGUAAAUGAUUGGGCCACCAUGAACCGAGAAAAAGGAGAGUCGUUAUUGUUGCCCUUGCCUUUACUUGACGGAGGAGUUUCACUAUUCCCACAAGGCAACUUGCCUGUUUUCCCAGAACGUGUGUUUUGGAAAGACAAAACGGUAUGUAGAAGAUUUGUUUUUCACGCCUCGAAAAUCAAGUCCCUCAAGGCCUUGGUGUCUUCCCACGCGGUGAAAAAUCCCACGCGUGUUCAAGUUGUCAUUGCUUGGAUUUACAAGCGUGCAGUUUCUGCAUUAGAGCUAACUUCUAAGACGACAUCGUUCCAUGUUGGUGUCAACCUGCGCAGAAGAAUGGUUCCUCCAUUGUCUGACAAGUGCAUAGGGAACGUGGUUUGGGGGUAUACUUUUGUGUUUAACCCGAUAGUGGAUAAGAGGGAAAGAGAAUUACAUGAGUUGGUAAGAAAAAUAAAAGAAGGGUUAUGUGAAUUUUGUGACAUAUAUCCAAAAAAAUUUGGAGGAGAUAUUAAGGACUUGUCAUUUAUCUUCGAGUGUUUGAAACAAGCUACUUCAGUGCCAGAGCCAAGCAGUCCUGGUCAUAAGGAGAACCAAAUAUUGUUCAUUUCCAGUUGGUGCAAGUUCUCAAUUUAUGACGCUGAUUUUGGGUGGGGCAAGCCGGUGUGGGUGACCACAAGUGGUUGUCCCGUGAGGAAUUGUAUAGUUUUGAUGGAUACAAGAGAUGGGGAUGGAAUUGAAGCUAUUGUGAAUAUGGAAGAGAAAGACAUGGCCAAGUUUGAGCAUGAUAUGGAGCUCCUUCAAUAUGCCUCUCUGAAUCCAAACCGUGAAACAUGCUAAUAUUGUUCUCUCUUCUCAAAUUCUCCGGCUGAUUAGUUCAUUUGCAACUUUUUCUUUUCGAUCGUCAUAUAUUUAACUUUAAGUGUGUUUUUCUUAAUAAAAUUCUUCAGUUCAGUGAAUCA
This is a messenger RNA of Lotus japonicus, 1214 nucleotides long. Its product is annotated as stemmadenine O-acetyltransferase-like. Bases 1 to 1092 code for a protein of 363 amino acids. The transcript has 2 exons. NCBI's taxonomy places the organism in Eukaryota, Viridiplantae, Streptophyta, Magnoliopsida, Fabales, Fabaceae. The record is from RefSeq and is a predicted model, not a curated record.